AUGGGGGCAACGCUGAGUGCGCUUCUCCUGGUUGUUACUGUAAAGGAGUACGUACACCGUACGGUCGAUCUUGUUGACGCGAAGUGCGACUUGCUUUACGUGCGGUACGAAUGCGCUGGUUCUACAGGAACUUGUUUUACUACAAUAUCACGAGCAUAUGUGCAGAAACACGAGGAGUUUCUGGUUCACUUCCCUUUUGUUUUGUCGGUGAAAGGAGGGCUUUCUAACGAGUUUAUGGAAACGGUUCAUGAUGGGAUUAUGUCGCCGAAUGGGCUGUCGCGUACAUUGGCUACUGUGGAGCGCCGCUGCCAAAGCCGUUCGGCGACUCUAAUGCUGACUAUAUAUCUCCGACCCCGCCAACUUGCUCUCAGUAUGCCUCCGACAAUGCCCACAGCAUUUUGGACGGAAUUUACAACGAUUUACAGUUCUCUGUGUGAAAAUCUCAUGAAGCACUUGAAGAUUCGAAGAGCGCUCCGCAUUGAUCACUCCGUGAAAUUUUGUAAGCGUCUUAAGAUUUGGACAGGCAGUGGGAAACGUGAUGGUAUGGCAAACUGUAAGAUGCUUCUUCUCGCUCAAAAUGAAAUUGGGCAGAUCGUUGGUCGUUGCCUUACACGCUCAGAGAACAAUGAUGAAACUGAGAAGCUACUAAAACAUGUGGAGCCCAUGCUUGCACCGUUUACUGACGAUGCUGAGCUUUUGGUAGUAAGUGAUGAUGUCACUGGAGUUCGCAAUCUGGUUAGCAGAGUGUUUGGUGAUCGUGUCUCGACCAAGCAAGACCCGUUCCAUGUAAUACAGCGCAUAACCGAGAAGGUUAAGUCAACUAAGUGA
Messenger RNA from Phytophthora sojae, 828 nucleotides. RefSeq lists its product as hypothetical. Bases 1 to 828 code for a protein of 275 amino acids. The record is from RefSeq and is a predicted model, not a curated record. The transcript has 2 exons. NCBI's taxonomy places the organism in Eukaryota, Oomycota, Peronosporomycetes, Peronosporales, Peronosporaceae.